CCUGGAGGAGGAAGAGACAGACAGGCUUGGCGUGAGAGGGGAACAGGAGCUCUCAGCACUGCAGCCCCAAGAGAGCCAUGCUCCUGUCCCUGGGCCAGCCCUGUGCUGCCCCUAGGGAGAGCAAGGGGAGUUGGGGUUUCCUUUGCCUUGGGGUGGGACAUCCCUGGGGAAGGGGUGCCUUACUCAAGUCUGCUUCUAGAGCCCCUGGGGACAUCAACCCUUUUAUAAACAGGACGGUGCCCCCCCCGCCCGGUCUCCGCCUGGGUCCACCGACUCGCAUGCCCAGCACCCCCAAAUCAGCCAGCUGUCCAGGCACCUGGACGCUCCGACAGGCAGACGGCAGAGGAGCCGACACACACUCCACUGCCUCGGCAUCCUCCCCUCCCCGGGCGCCCAGGCGGUGCUGGUUUUCCUGCUGCGCGUUUCAGGCUGCGACGCCCCCGCCCCGCCCUGGGGUGCCUAGAUUACCUCCUCACAACCCCUUCCUGGCCUCUCUCCUAGGGACUCCCUCGCCCUCGGUGGGCCGACACCUCCUCCCCCGAUGGCGCGGCGCGCCCGGCAUCGCCGGACCAGCCCGCCAGGCACCCGCAUUCCCGUGCAAGCUGCCCGGCGCCGGCCGUCUGUCGGUCCACUCCUACCCCGCAGCCUCAGUUCUGUCCCCGGCUCACCUCGACGCCGGCCUCCGGGCAGCUCCCGCCGCGCCGCUGCCGCCGUUGCAGCAGCCGCAGCCCGGGAGGGAGCAAGUCAGCGAGCGAGGGAGGGAGGCGACGGGUCUCCCCUCCUCUCUCCUCCCGUUCGCUCGUCCCCUCUCCUCCGGUCCCCUCCCCUACGCUCCAGUGCCGCCGCGCGCCGCCCCCGCCCCUCGCACGCCUCCGGCCCCUCCCGGCCAGCCCAAGGGAGCUCUCGUGCCCGGCCCCGCGUUACCAGGCAACCGGCCCGGGGACCACUCAAGCCCCCUCCCACGCGCGCCUCCCGGAGGGGCGCCCCCUUCCCUUCCUAAGUCCCCGGCCCCUCCCGCUAACGGUCACCAGGGGUCCUGGCCGUGACCGGGUUGGGGGAAACGGAGAAGGGUCUUUGAGGAGACCGGGACCUAAGAGACUAGCAGGGCCGGCUGGGGGCAGCCCGAGAGCUGGAAGAGGGCAUGGAAGAUGGGGCAGAGGAACUGGUGCAGAGCAGCAGGGUGGGGUUUCAAGAGCAGAGAGCCUGCAGGGCUUCAGACCCCCGAGGCGGCAGCAGCAGAGACGGGUAUUGGAAGGCUCAGGAUGGGACCCUGGACGGGAAGACUCAAGUCCGGGAAGAGGAAUUCCAAGGGGCAAGGCUGGGCCGCAGGAGCCGCCGAGUGCAUGUUGAGCUGGACCUCACCGCUCCCAGUCCUCAGGCUCAAGCCGCCCGCAGCCGCUCCGCAGCUCCGCCACCCACCAGCGCUUUCCAAGGCCCUGAGGGUGCGCAGGAAUCCGUGCUGCAGCUGGGAGAGGAGCUGGAACCCCAGCACCACCCGGGGCCAAGCAGGGCUGCCCAAUGAUGAAGAGACCCCUUGGGAGUGGGGAAAACUCAUUCACCCCAGAGACAGAGACAGGUUUUUAUUUAAAAUUUAUUAUAAUGGGGUCCGCGCAAAAGGAGGUGGAGGGCGGGGAGCAUGCAGGGGACACAGGAACACGAUGACACGGCCAGGGCCAUAGCUCUGUCGUGGGGAAAAGGGAUGAAGAGACCAGGGCUGGAGCUGGGGUGGAGAGGGAAGGGGGAGACACUGUGGCUGCAUUCUCCCCGCCCCCGGAAGCACCUCUAGUCCCCGGAUCCUCUCACCCUGGCCCCUAGGACUCCAUCUCGCUCUGCCUCUGGCCCUAGCAGCUCCCUCUUUUGCUCCCCUGGCCUCCCCGCCCCCCGCCCCCGCCAGAUUCCCAAGUAGGUACAACCUCUGCCUUUCCUGCGUCUGCCCUCAAAUCUCACCUUCCCUCCCCAGGACAGAACUGCUUGAUUCUCUCCUUCCUCUCCUCCCUCCCCCUGAAGAAACAAAAAAGAAAGAAAAGAAACAAAAAAAGCACCAGCUCCCCGGGAGGGGCAGCAGACAGAAGUGGGGGAGAGGACCGGAAGGAGGAGAGCAGGGCCAGGAGGGCCAGGAGGGGAGAGGCUCACACAGCCCUGGGAGGGCAGGGCAGGGCAGGGCAGAGGGGAGAGGGGCCGGGCAGUGGCUGCUCCUGUCCUCUGCCGUCCCCGCCCACUGUCCAGGGGACUUCAACACAACCAAGGGGACAGGUGUGUGUAGGGUCAUCUCUGACAGGGAGGAGA
This is a messenger RNA of Oryctolagus cuniculus (rabbit), 2286 nucleotides long. NCBI's taxonomy places the organism in Eukaryota, Metazoa, Chordata, Mammalia, Lagomorpha, Leporidae. The record is from RefSeq and is a predicted model, not a curated record.